AUGGCGGUACAGGGGAACGGGAGCUGCCCGUUGUGCGCGUUUCCAGAGGCGGGUACCGGGGAGAGAUCUGCCGCCGUGGUGGCCACUCUGGCCGGGAUUCUGAUCUUCACCAUCGUGGCGGAUGUCGUGGGUAACGCGCUGGUCAUCCUGUCCGUCUUCAGGAACAAAAAACUGCGCAACGCGGGUAACAUCUUUGUGGUGAGCCUGUCUGUGGCGGACCUGGUGGUGGCGCUGUACCCGUAUCCCUUGGCCCUGCUGGCCAUCUUCCACGACGGCUGGAUUCUCGGCACUGUGCAGUGCCAGCUGAGCGGCUUUGUUCUGGGUCUCGGCGUCAUCGGUUCGGUCUUCAACAUCACGGCCAUCGCGCUGAACCGUUACUGCUACAUCUGCCACACGCUACAGUACGAGCGCUGCUACACCGGGCGUAACACGUGCCUGUGCGUGGGCCUGACGUGGCUCCUGAGUGCCACCGCCAUCCUGCCCAACUUCAUCCUGGGCUCGCUGACCUACGACCCGCGCGUCUUCUCCUGCACGUUCGCACAGACCGUCAGCUCCUCGUACACGACGUGCGUGGUGGCGGUCCACUUCCUCAUCCCGCUGGCCAUCGUGUCCUUCUGCUACCUGCGCAUCUGGGUGCUGGUGAUCAGGGUGAAGGGGCGUGUCCGGCCGCGACCCUGGGCGCGCUCCGCCGAUCUGCGACACUUCCUCACCAUGUUCGUGGUGUUCGUGCUCUUCGCCGUGUGCUGGGCGCCGCUGAACUUCAUCGGUCUGGCCGUGGCGCUGGACCCCGCCCGUGUGGCACCGAAGGUACCAGACUGGCUCUUUGUAGGCAGCUACUUCCUGGCGUACUUCAACAGCUGCCUUAACGCCGCCGUGUACGGCCUUCUGAACCAGAACUUCCGCCGCGAGUACAAGCAGAUCAUCCUGUGGUUGUGCGCACCGCGGGCGCGGCUCUCUCACGGCUCCCAAAGCCACACGGAGGCCGUCAAGAGCAAACAAUCACCGGGUCCGACCAACUACAACCUGGUGGAGGCUCACCUGUAA
Trichomycterus rosablanca is the source of this 1044-nucleotide messenger RNA. RefSeq names its product melatonin receptor 1C (gene mtnr1c). The record is from RefSeq and is a predicted model, not a curated record. Gene Ontology annotation, biological process: G protein-coupled receptor signaling pathway. NCBI's taxonomy places the organism in Eukaryota, Metazoa, Chordata, Actinopteri, Siluriformes, Trichomycteridae. Gene Ontology annotation, molecular function: melatonin receptor activity. Gene Ontology annotation, cellular component: plasma membrane. The transcript is spliced from 2 exons. The coding region runs from base 1 to 1044 and encodes 347 amino acids.